AUAAUAUCUGAAGUGUAGAUUGUGCACCAGCAUAUUUAUAUAAAGGACCGUGGACGAACAUUUGUGCACUUUUUGUUCUCUACAGAAGUUGUAAGACAAAAAGAUCGCAGGAUGUGGAAUGCAAUUUUUGGAAGCUCUGACACUCCGGCUCCAACAGCUUUGGAGGUAACUUUUUCACUAAAUGGAAAUCAAGUGACAGUUGGAAGCGAGACGGCCGAAGGGACAACCCUGAACACGUAUAUUCGCAAUGUGGCGAAACUGACGGGCACAAAGUUCAUGUGCGUCGAGGGCGGGUGCGGGGCGUGCUUGGUGGCCGCCACAGUCGAGCACCCUGUCACCAAGGUCAAGGAGACUUUUUCCGUCAACUCAUGCUUGGUGCCUGUGUUUGCGUGUCACGGAUGGGAAAUCCUGACGGUCGAGGGAAUCGGCAGCAAACGCAAUGGCUUCCACCCUGUGCAGGCCAACUUGGCCCAAUUCAACGGUACCCAGUGCGGAUUCUGCUCACCCGGCAUGGUCAUGAACAUGUACAGCUUGGUUGCCGGUGGCAAAACGCCCACCAUGGCUGAGGUUGAAAACUCAUUUGGUGGCAAUAUCUGCCGGUGCACUGGAUAUCGUCCUAUUCUGGAUGCCUUCAAGGCCCUCGCAAGUGACGCUCCGCCAACCAUGAAGAAGCAGUGUUCUGAUAUCGAGGACAUGUACAAGAUUUGCAAAAAGACCGGACAGGCGUGCUCUGGGUCGUGCAAAAAAGAGGAGAUUUCCAAGUCGGUGAAAAUCGCGACGGCCAAUUGGUACAAAGUGGCCACCCUGGCCGAACUGUUCGGUGUGAUCGGCUCGCUGGGCACGACGAUUUACCAGUUGUCGGCGGGCAACACGGCUGAGGGCGUCUAUCGCCACUACAACCGCCAGUUCGACGCCCGCGUCGACGUCAAGGACGUGCCCGACCUGCGCGCAAUCAAUACCACCGGCGGCUUCACCGUCGGCGCCAACGUGACCCUGACCGAGGCCAUCGCCGCCUUCAAGGCCCAGGCGGCCACCGCCGGCUACGCGUACCUCACCGAGCUGGCCAACCACCUUGACCUCGUCGCAAACACCCCCGUCAGAAAUGUCGGAACCCUGGCUGGAAACUUGGUGCUGAAAAAAGACCACAAUGAAUUCCCGUCAGACGUUUUUGUCAUUCUGGAGGCUGUAGGCGCCACUCUUAAUAUCUUGUCAAACCCAACUACAUCUGCCAACGUGACUUUGACUGAUUUCCUCACAUAUGAUUUGAAAGGAAAAGUCAUCUUGAAUAUAUCAUUCCCCGCUUUUGAAGAAAACCAUCGCUUCAAGUCGUUCAAGAUUAUGCCCAGAAAGCAAAACGCCCAUGCGUAUGUGAGCGCCGGAUUCCGCAUCAGAGUUGCGGACACAACCAACUGGAAUGUCAAUGAACAGCCGCGCAUCGUCUUCGCUGGGAUCAACCCAACAUUUAGCCACGCAACCAACACUGAAAACUACUUGGUGGGCAGAAAUUUGCUUGACGCCUCCACCGUGCUCGGAGCUAUUGCAAUUUUGGCGUCAGAACUUGUGCCCGACAACCAGCCCGAGGAUGCCAGUCCCGAGUACAGAAAACUAGUGGCCCAGGGGGUGUUCUACAAGUUCCUGCUUGGUCUCGAUCCUAACAGGGUCAUUGCGGCAAAGCGUUCCGGAGCUGAAAACCUGAUCCGGCCGUUAUCCUCCGGCAAACAGGACUUUGAGACCAACGAGAGUGUUUUUCCCCUGAACGAGCCGAUCCCAAAACUGGAGGCCGCGGCCCAAACGGCCGGAGAGGCCGAGUACAUCAACGACAUGCCCGAGAGGCCGGGCGAGCUGCACGGGGCCUUCGUACUGACCAAGCAGGCCACGGGCACCAUCGCCUCCAUCGACGACUCGGCCGCCCUCGCCACCGAAGGGGUGGUCGCCUUCUUCAAGGCCUCCGACAUCCCCGGCGCCAACAACUUCGCCUCGCCGGGCUUCUACCCCGAAGUUGAGGAAGUUUUCUGCAGCGGCCAGAUUCGAUAUGCAGGUCAGGUAGUGGGCUUGGUGGUCGCCAAAAGCAGGGCGAUUGCCAUUCAGGCUGCUGGUCUCGUCCAAAUCCAGUACAACAAUGCAAACGCUGAGAAACCAAUCCUCAAUGUGAAAGAUGUGAUUAAGAUGGUUGGAGACCGGACUCGCGUGGUCCAAAGGAAGAAGCCCAAUAAUAAGAAAACGGGAAAGGAAAAUGAAGUGAAACCAAAAGCAGCCUACACCAUUACUGGCUCCUUCGAGAUUGGAGCGCAGUACCACAUGCACAUGGAGACGCAAACGUGCAUUGUGGUGCCCGUCGAGGACGGACUUGACGUUUACUCUGCCACUCAGUGGAUCGACUUUACGCAGCAGGUCAUUUCAGAAGUCCUCAACAUUCAACAAAACAGAAUUAACGUGACUGUGCGCCGACUUGGCGGAGCGUACGGCGCAAAGAUUUCUCGUCCAGCUCAGAUUGCUGCCGCCUGCGCCUUAGCUGCUGAUAAAUUGGGCAAACCAGUUCGCAUCGUCAUGAACUUGGGAAGCAACAUGGAAGCCAUGGGAAAACGACUACCUUAUGUUCACAAUUACGAAGUUGGAGUUGACGUGAAUGGGAAAAUCGAGUACAUCAACUCGGUGUGCAACAUGGACUGCGGCUACACCCCGAACGAGUCACCCUUUGAUGUGCCCUUGCGCUUCCCGAACUGCUACGAAGCAACCAACUUCAACCUGGACCUGAAACCAAUCAGAACGGACAAGGCCGCAAACAUCGCGACCCGCGGCCCUGGCACCACUGAGGGGGUCGCCUUCAUCGAGGAGAUCAUGGAGCGAAUCGCCCGCGUGACCAAACUGGACCCGCUGCAGGUGCGUCUGAACAACAUGCCGCAGAUGGACAACCCCCUGAUCAACAUGAUCAACGACUUGAAAUUGACCGCCGACUACGACACGAGAAAGGCCAACGUGACUGCUUUCAAUGCGGCGAACCGUUGGAAGAAAAGAGGCAUGGCGAUUGUUCCUCUGAAGUACGUGCUAUUUUGUUUCGGAAAUUUCAGUGCCAUGAUUUCCAUUUACCACGGCGACGGAACCGUUUCUGUCACGCAUGGAGGAAUCGAGAUGGGGCAGGGAAUCAACACUAAAGUGGCCCAAGUGGCGGCGCACACCCUGGGAAUACCCCUUAGCAAAGUUUCCGUCAAGCCCACCAACUCGGCUGUAGCAAACAAUGGAACGACCACUGGCGGAAGUGUUGGCAGCGAGAAUGUUUCCUACGCUGUGAUGAAAGCCUGCCAGAAAUUGGUGCAGCGUUUGGAACCCGUUCGCCAGGGCAUGGGUGGCGACCCGACCUGGGAACAGGUCGUCCAAGAAGCGUUUAUGCAAACCGUCGAGCUCAAUGCCACCCACAUGUUCACUCCAGGACAGGAAAUGUCCGAGUACAACAUUUGGGGCGCGGCGAUCGCAGAGGUCGAAGUGGACAUUCUGACCGGCGAACGCCAGGUGCUUAGAGUUGACAUCAUCGAGGACGUGGGACAGAGUUUGAGUCCGUUGGUGGACGUGGGACAAAUUGAGGGCGCCUUCGUUAUGGGCAUGGGCUACUGGCUCUCCGAGGAGAUCAAGUACGACCCCACCACGGGACGACAGCUUAACACCAGAACCUGGAAUUACAAGGUUCCGGGGGCCAAAGAUAUCCCUGCGGAUUUCAGGAUUAAUUUCCGCAAAAACGCUGCCAACCCCAACGGUGUCUACAACUCGAAAGCUACUGGUGAGCCUGCACUAAACAUGAGCAUCGUUUGCUUCUUCGCGUUGAGGGAAGCUUUGGAAUCUGCUCGCAAGGACGCGGGAGACACUUCAGAUUAUUACGAGAUAAAGCUGCCUUCGACUGUGGAAACUACGGCUAUGUCCUCCUUGACUGACCCUAGUCAAUUCACGUUUAACUAAACAGGCGCAUUAUAAUAUCUGUCAAUAAGAGAAUAUAAUAAACCUAUAAUAAUAAUGGUGUGUAUUAUUAACUGGAAAUAAAAUUUUAUUUCUUA
Molecule: messenger RNA, 4043 nt
Organism: Neocloeon triangulifer
Lineage: Eukaryota; Metazoa; Arthropoda; Insecta; Ephemeroptera; Baetidae
Exons: 22
Coding region: 112-3948 (1278 amino acids)
Molecular function (GO): FAD binding; iron ion binding; oxidoreductase activity
Source: RefSeq, a predicted model, not a curated record